Molecule: messenger RNA, 1101 nt
Organism: Penicillium atrosanguineum
Lineage: Eukaryota; Fungi; Ascomycota; Eurotiomycetes; Eurotiales; Aspergillaceae
Product: TFIIH/NER complex subunit TFB4
Exons: 2
Coding region: 1-1101 (366 amino acids)
Biological process (GO): nucleotide-excision repair; regulation of DNA-templated transcription
Cellular component (GO): transcription factor TFIIH holo complex; transcription factor TFIIH core complex
Source: RefSeq, a predicted model, not a curated record
AUGAAUUCCGUCGAUGCUUCCGAGCACUACGAGCUCGGCGCCAUCGAUCUCGCCCCCUCUCUCCUUACGGUCGUCAUUGACACAAACCCACACGCCUGGGCAGCUUUAGAAGAUUCCCUCCCAUUAUCCAAAGCGGUCGCAAACAUUCUCGUCUUCAUCAACGCCCACCUUGCCUGCAACUACGCAAACGAAGUCGCCGUCGUCGCAUCCCACAGCCAAAAAGCAGCAUGGCUAUACCCAGUCCCAAACUCAACCUCAGACCGUGAGGGAGACAUCACAAUGAACGCCAACGGCGCCCCCGCACAAAUGAACAAAUACCGCCCGUUCCGCGUGGUCGAAGAACAAGUAACCCGACGCUUAAAGGACCUAAUGGACUCAACGAGUAGCGAUGAUCUCAAGGGGAAUACAUCCACCAUGCUAGCUGGCGCAUUGACACUCGUACUCAGCCACAUCAACAGGCGCACGAUAGCCUGGGCGGAAGAGCACGGCGGCGCAAGUCUAGAAGAUGCAGCUGAUUCAGGCGCGGGAAGCGGUGCGAAUCGAUACUCUGCGUCGAAUGACGACGAGCGACUCCAGAGCCGUAUUCUGAUCGUCUCCGUUAGCGGGUCCAGUGACUCUGCACACCAGUACAUCCCUGUCAUGAACAGUAUCUUCGCCUGCCAGCGCCUGCAAAUCCCCAUCGACGUGUGUAAACUCAGUGGUGAUGCGGUCUUUUUACAACAGGCCUGCGACGCCACGAAAGGCAUAUACAUGGCUCUUUCCGAACCGCGCGGGCUACUACAGUAUUUGAUGAUGGCAUUCCUGCCAGACCAGCGCUCCCGUCGACAUCUUGUUCUCCCGACGAGGGAGGAUGUGGAUUUCCGAGCGGCUUGUUUCUGUCAUCGGAGAGUGGUUAAUAUUGGCUUUGUCUGCUCUAUCUGCUUGAGCAUCUUCUGUGAAGCUCCUCCUGGUGGUGCGUGUCUCACUUGUGGGACAGAGCUGGACAUAGGCGAGUAUGAUGUUAAGCCUGCUCUCAUGAAAAGGAAGAAGAAAAAGAAGAAGCCGGCUAAUGGGACCUCGGCGGCGGGGACGCCUGUGUCGACACCGACGCCGGGACCAUGA